AUGGCUUCUCCCUUUGCACAAAAAUGGGCCCGGUUCAUUCCAAUGAUCGGGUACCACCAUGUAUUGAUGAUCAUCAUCGCUGUUGCGAUUAUCUUAUUAUCACUCCUGUUGGCUGGCUGUUCUUCAUCAUCCCCACAGAUCCCUGACAUCUUCCUUAUCUCUCUAUACUAUGAAAAGUACACGCCGACACGCGACUUUGCACAAGUUUCACCAGAUGUCGCUCAGCCCAUCUCCAUGCUCGUUGGCGGUGCAGAGAUGGAAGUCCGGGUAGGAUUUUUCGGUAUCUGUGUGCAGCCUUCUGGGGGCUCUUUCAUCUGCAAUGCGAAUGCCACGGCGCUGGCUGAGAUCGUCACUCAGGACCAAGAUCCGCUGAACCUUAUUUGGGUUGCCUCGACGUUCAAAGACGCCGUUGUGUUCCCGUACCUCUUAAUUGUCGCUGUGAUCCUCGCCUUCUUCUGUUUCAUCGUUCUGGCAACAUUCCCCGGCUGGCACGAGGAGGUCUUGGACGAUGGAUCAGAGCGUGAAGUCAAGCCAUUCCCCUCACGGCCCGUGUCGCAAGCUGGGCUAGCCCUAAUCUUUGUCGCCUCGGUGUUCGUCCUCGUGUCUGUACUGUGGCAACACACAGCAUCUGUCGCUGCCAGUACGAUAGCCCAAGACAUGGGCAAUGGAAGUGUAAAGAGCGGGGUCGGCUCGUCUGCGAUGUUACUUGGCUGGUUUGGCUUUGUCAUGCUCGUCAUAGUCACUAUUGGUCUGCUGGUCAUGUGUUUGAGUCUCAGCUUGAUACGCCAGUUGACUGAUGACGACGAAUGA
Molecule: messenger RNA, 810 nt
Organism: Penicillium bovifimosum
Lineage: Eukaryota; Fungi; Ascomycota; Eurotiomycetes; Eurotiales; Aspergillaceae
Product: Fig1 domain-containing protein
Exons: 4
Coding region: 1-810 (269 amino acids)
Biological process (GO): conjugation with cellular fusion
Cellular component (GO): membrane; mating projection tip
Source: RefSeq, a predicted model, not a curated record